Messenger RNA from Heterocephalus glaber (naked mole-rat), 10350 nucleotides. Lineage: Eukaryota; Metazoa; Chordata; Mammalia; Rodentia; Bathyergidae. The record is from RefSeq and is a predicted model, not a curated record.
AGCUGGGGCUCAGCCUCACCGAGGCCGCUCAGCGCUCCGGCUCAGUCUGAGCGGCUGCAGGAGAAGCCCGCCUGUUCUGUCCUGGAGAGUCCAGACCCUCUCCCGAGGCGGGCAGGGCUGCAGGGAGGUGGGGAGACGCAGCGAGAGGGAAAAUGUGCCUUCUGGUCACACAUAACUGAAUCAGAAGCCAGGGACACACGUACGUCUUCAGGUCUGCUCAGGGUUCACACUUGGUGCUUAGACAAAUUCAGAAUGAGGAAACACCGGCAUUUGCCCUUGGUGGUCACCUUUUGCCUCUUUCUCUCAGGCUUUUCCAUGACUUAUGCCCAACAGCAACAACCAGAUGUCAAAAAUGGUACCGGUGCCGAUAUAAUAUUUCUAGUGGAUUCCUCUUGGAGCAUUGCAAAGGAACAUUUCCAACUUGUUCGAGAAUUUCUAUAUGAUGCUAUAGAGUCUUUAGCUGUGGGAGAAAAUGAUUUCCAUUUUGCUCUGGUCCGGUACAACGGAGACCUGCAUACUGAGUUCCUGCUCAAUACGUACCAUACUAAACAAGAAGUCCUUUCCCAUAUUUCAAACAUGUCUUAUCUUGGGGCCAGCAAUCAGACCGGAAAAGGAUUAGAGUAUGUAAUUCAGAAGCACCUCGCUGAGGCUGCCGGAAGCCGGGCUGGGGCCGGAGCGCCCCAGGUUAUUGUAGUGUUAACCAAUGGACGCUCGGAGGAUGCUCUGCCCUCAGCGGAACUUAGGGCAGCCGACCUUAACGUGUUUGCAGUUGGCUUUGAGGAUGCAGAUGAAGGAGCCUUAAGAGAAAUAGCAAGCCAACCACUCAAUAUGCAUGUUUUCAACCUAGAGAACUUUACCUCCCUUCAUGACAUAGUAGGAAACUUUGUGUCCUGUGUGCAGUCAUCCCCGAGUCCUGCAAGGGCUGGGGACAUGGAAACCCUUAAGGACAUCACAGCACAAGACUCUGCUGACAUUAUUUUCCUUAUUGAUGGAUCAAACUACACCGGAAGUUCCAAUUUUGCAGUCAUUCUCGACUUCCUUGUAAAUCUCCUUGAGAGACUUUCAAUUGGACCUCAGCAGAUUCAAGUAGGGGUGGUCCAGUAUAGUGAUGAGCCCAGAACCAUGUUCUCCUUGGACACCUACGUUUCCAAGGCUCAGGCUCUAGCUGCAGUGAAGGCCCUCAAGUUCACUGGUGGGGAGUUGGCUAACAUCGGCCAGGCGCUUGACUUUGUGUUGAAGAAUCACUUCACCCCGGCAGUGGGCAGCCGAGUAGAGGAAGGGGUCCCCCAGGUGCUGGUCCUCAUGAGUGCUGGGCCUUCUAGUGAUGAGAUCAGCGACAAGGUGGUAGCUCUGAAGCAGGCUAGUGUGUUCUCAUUCGCCCUCGGAGUCCUAGCAGCCUCCAGGGCAGAGCUUCAGCACAUAGCUACCGAGGACAGCUUGCUGUUUAUGGUCCCGGAAUUCCAUAGCUUUGGGAACCUCCAGGAGGAGUUACUGGGGUACAUUGUUGCCAUUGCCCAAAGACACAUUUUGUUACGACCGCCAACCAUUGUCACACAAGCCAUUGAAGUCAACAAGAGGGACAUAGUCUUCCUGGUGGAUGGCUCGUCCAAACUGGGGCUGGCCAACUUCAAUGCCAUCCGAGACUUCAUUGUCAAAGUCAUCCAGAGACUGGAGAUCGGGCAGGACCUCAUCCAGGUGGCGGUGGCUCAGUACGCAGACACUGUGAAGCCCGAGUUUUACUUCAAUACCUACCCCAGCAAAAGGGAAGCCGUAAACGCAGUGCGGAAAAUGAGGCCCAUGGAGGGCCCAGCCCUGAACACAGGCUCUGCCCUGGACUUCAUUCGCAACAACCUGUUCAUCAGUGCAGUUGGCUCCCGGGCCGCCGAGGGGGUCCCUAAGCUGAUGGUGCUGGUCACAGGUGGCAAGUCCCUGGACGCCGUCAGCCAGCCCGCCCAGGAGCUGAAGAGAAGUGGCAUCAUGGCCUUCACCGUCGGGAACAAGGUGGCCGAUCAGGCUGAGCUGGAAGAGAUCGCUUUUGAUUCCUCCCUGGUGUUCAUCCCGGCCGAGUUCCGAGCUGCCCCCCUGCAAGGCAUCCUGCCCGGCCUGCUCUCGCCCCUCAGGACUCUCUCCGGAACCACUGAAGUUCACGUAAACAAAAGGGAUAUCAUCUUCCUUUUGGAUGGAUCAGUCAACGUUGGAAAAACCAAUUUCCCUUAUGUGCGUGACUUUGUCAUGAACCUAGUUAACAGCCUUGAUGUUGGAAAUGACAAUAUCCGUGUCGGUUUAGUGCAAUUUAGCGACACUCCAGUGACAGAGUUCUCUCUAGACACAUACCAGACCAAGGGCGAGCUGCUCGCUCACCUGCAGCGCUUGCAGCUGCAGGGGGGCGCAGGCCUGAACAUGGGCUCGGCCCUCAGCUAUGUCCAUGCCAACCACUUCACUGAGGCUGGCGGCAGCAGGAUCCGCGAACACGUGCCACAGUUGCUGCUCCUGCUCACGGCUGGGCAGUCUCAGGACUCCUAUUUGCAAGCUGCCAACCAGCUGACUCGAGAGGGCAUCCUGACCUUUUGCGUGGGGGCCAGCCAGGCGAAUAAGGCAGAGCUUGAGCAGAUUGCCUUUAACCCGAGCCUGGUGUACCUCAUGGACGAUUUCAGCUCCUUGCCAGCUCUUCCGCAGCAGCUGAUUCAACCCCUAACCACUUAUGUUAGUGGAGGUGUGGAGGAAGUGCCACUCGUCCAGCCAGAGAGCAAGAGGGACAUCCUGUUCCUCUUUGAUGGCUCUGCCAACCUCAUGGGCCAGUUCCCCGCCGUCCGUGACUUUCUCUACAAGAUCAUCGAUGAGCUGGACGUGAAGCCAGACGGGGUCCGGAUCGCUGUGGCUCAGUACAGCGAUGACGUCAAACUGGAGUCCCGCUUCAACGAGCACAUGACCAAGCCAGAGAUCCUGAACCAGGUGAAGCGGAUGAAGAUCAAGAUGGGCAAAACGCUGAACCUGGGCUAUGCCCUGGACUUCGCUCAGAGGUACAUCUUCGUGAAGUCCAUGGGCAGCCGCAUCGAGGACGGAGUGAUGCAGGUCCUGGUGCUGCUGGUGGCGGGGCGGUCCUCGGACUCCGUGGAGGUGCCGGCGAGAAACCUGAAGCAGAGUGGCGUGGUUCCGUUCAUCUUCCAAGCCAAGAAUGCCGACCCUGCUGAGCUGGAGCGGAUCGUGCUUUCCCCGGCUUUCAUCCUGGCUGCAGAGUCGCUCCCCAAGAUCGGGGAGCUGCAGCCCCAGAUUGUGAACCUCCUAAAAUCGGUGUACAACGGGGGCCAGCCGCCAGCUUCAGGUGAGAAGGACGUGGUGUUCCUGAUCGACGGCUCCGAGGGUGUCAGGAGCGGCUUUGGGCUGCUGAAGGACUUCGUGGAGAGGCUGGUGCAGGGCCUGGACGUGGGCCCCGACCGCGUCCGUGUCGCCGUGGUGCAGUACAGUGACCGCACCAGGCCCGAGUUCUACCUGAACUCCUUCAUGGACCAGCAGGGUGUCAUCAGCGCCAUCCGCAGGCUGACCCUGCUGGGUGGGCCAGCGCCCAGCACCGGGGCAGCCCUGGACUUUGUGCUGAAGAACAUCCUGACCCGCUCUGCUGGGAGCAGGAUGGAGGACGGCGUCCCCCAGCUCCUGAUUGUGCUCACGGCUGACAGGUCUGGGGACGACGUGAGGGGCCCUUCGACGGUCCUGAAGAGGGGGGGGGCAGUGCCCAUCAGCAUCGGCAUCGGGAAUGCGGACAUCUCGGAGAUGCAGGCCAUCUCCUUUAUCCCGGAUUUCGCCGUGGCCAUCCCCACCUUCCGGGAGCUGGGGACCGUGCAGCACGUCAUCUCUGAGAGGGUGACCCAGCUCGACCGUGAGGGGCUGAGCAGGCUGCAGCCCAUUUUUCUGCCCCCAACGAGCCCAGGUGGUGCCAAGAGGGAUGUGGUCUUCCUCAUCGAUGGGUCCCAAGCUGCUGUCCUGGAGUUCCAGCACAUCCGCACCCUCAUUGAGAGGCUGGUGGACUCCCUGGACGUGGGCUUUGAGACCACGCGGGUGGCGGUCAUCCAGUUCAGCGAGGACCCCAAGGUGGAGUUUCUGCUCAAUGCCCACUCCAGCAAGGAUGAGGUGCAGAAUGCCCUGCGGCAGCUGCGGCCCAAGGGCGGCCGACAGGUCAACGUGGGGAGCGCCCUGGAGUAUGUGUCCAGGAACAUCUUCAAGAGGCCGCUGGGCAGCCGCAUAGAAGAGGGCGUCCCACAGUUCCUGGUGCUCAUCUCAUCCGGGAAGUCGGCCGACGAGGUGGACGACUCGGCUGUGGAGCUGAAGCAGUUCGGCGUGGCCCCGUUCACCAUCGGCAGGAAUGCAGACCAGGAGGAGCUGGUGAAGAUCUCCCUGAGCCCCGAGUAUGUGUUCUCAGUCAGCACCUUCAGGGAGCUGCCCAGCCUGGAGCAGAAGCUGCUGACACCCAUCACCACCCUCACUGCCCAGCAGAUCCAGCAGAUCCUGGCGAGCACCCACUACCCUCCACCAGAGAGUGAUGCAGCGGACAUCGUCUUCCUCAUCGACAGCUCUGAUGGCGUCAGAAGUGAUGGCCUUGCGCACAUCCGAGACUUUGUGAGCAGGAUUGUUCAAAGACUCAACAUCGGGCCCAACAAAGUGAGAAUCGGCCUUGUGCAGUUCAGCAAUGAGGUCUUCCCCGAGUUUUUCCUGAAGACACACAGGUCCCAAGCUGCCGUGCUAGGAGCCAUACGGCGCCUGAGGUUCCGGGGUGGCGCUCCGCUGAACACCGGCAGAGCUCUGGAGUAUGUGGCCAAAAACCUCUUUGUUAAGUCUGCUGGGAGCCGGAUAGAAGACGGGGUGCCCCAACACCUGGUCCUGCUUCUGGGCGGAAAAUCCCAGGACGAUAUUUCUGGCUUCGCCCGGAUCAUCAGUUCCUCGGGGAUCGUGAGUUUAGGAAUUGGAAGCCGGAAUGUGGACAGAACAGAGCUGCAGGCCAUUGCCAAUGACCCCAGGCUGGUCUUCACGGUGCGAGAGUUCAGAGAGCUCCCCAGCAUAGAGGAGAGGGUCAUAGGCUCGUUUGGAUCCUCGGGGGCCACCCCAGCAACCCCAGUAGUCACCUCUCCUCCCUCAAGGCCAGAGAAGAAGAAAGCGGACAUUGUGUUCCUGCUAGAUGGCUCCAUCAAUUUCAGGAGGGACAAUUUCCAAGAAGUGCUCCGCUUCGUGUCUGAAAUCGUGGACACGGUUUAUGAAGAUGGCGACUCCAUCCAGGUGGGGCUGGUCCAGUACAACUCUGACCCCACUGACGAAUUCUUCCUGAAGGACUUUUCCUCCAAGAGGCAGAUUAUCGACGCCAUCAACAAAGUGGUCUACAAAGGGGGGCGAAAUGCCAACACCAGAGUGGGCAUCCAGCACCUGCAGCUCCAUCACUUCGUGCCCGAGGCGGGCAGCCGCCUGGACCAGAGGGUCCCCCAGAUCGCCUUUGUGAUCACUGGAGGGAAGUCGGUGGAGGACGCUCAGGAUGCGAGCCUGGCACUUACCCAGAGAGGUGUCAAAGUGUUCGCGGUCGGGGUGAGGAACAUCGACUCCGAGGAGGUGGGGAAGAUGGCGUCCAACAGCGCCACGGCCUUCCGCGUGGGGAACGUCCAGGAGCUGUCGGAGUUGAGUGAGCAAGUUUUGGAGACUCUGCAUGAUGCAAUGCAUGAGAUCCUGUGUCCUGGUGUGACCGACCUGUCCAAAGCCUGCAAUCUGGACGUGAUCCUGGGGUUCGAUGGGUCCAGAGAUCAGAAUGUAUUUGUGGCCCAGAAGGGCUUUGAGUCCAAGGUGGAUGCCAUCCUGAGCAGAAUCAGCCAGAUGCAGAGGAUCAGCUGCGGCGGUGGCCAGCUGCCUACUGUGCGUGUGUCGGUGGUGGCCAAUGCACCCUCUGGCCCCGUGGAGGCCUUUGACUUUGAUGAGUACCAGCCGGAGCAGUUUGAAAAAUUCCGCAACAUGCGCAGCCAGCACCCCUAUGUCCUCACGGCUGACACGCUGAAAGUAUACCAGAAUAAGUUCAGGCAGUCCUCGCCGGACAGCGUGAAGGUGGUCAUUCAUUUUACUGAUGGCGUGGAUGGAGACCUGGCCGAUUUACACAGAGCCUCAGAGGAGCUCCGAGAGGAAGGUGUCCAUGCCCUGAUCCUGGUGGGCCUGGAACAGGUGGCCAACCUGGAGCAGCUGGCGCAUCUGGAGUUCGGGCGGGGCUUCAUGUACGACAGGCCUCUACGGCUCAACCUGCUGGACCUGGAUUAUGAGCUGGCCGAGCAGCUGGACAACAUUGCCGAGAAAGCCUGCUGUGGGGUUCCCUGCAAAUGCUCCGGAGAAAGGGGAGACCGUGGGCCCAUUGGCAGCAUCGGGCCAAAGGGCAUGGCGGGGGAAGACGGCUACCGAGGCUACCCUGGCGAUGAGGGCGGACCUGGCGAGCGAGGUCCGCCUGGUGUGAACGGCACUCAGGGCUUCCAGGGCUGCCCAGGCCAGAGAGGAGUGAAGGGCUCUCGAGGAUUCCCGGGAGAGAAGGGUGAACUCGGAGAAAUUGGGCUGGACGGUCUGGAUGGUGAGGAUGGAGACAAGGGGCUGCCCGGUUCUUCUGGAGAGAAGGGGAGCCCUGGGCGAAGGGGUGACAAAGGACCUAAAGGAGCCAAGGGGGAGAGAGGAGACGUCGGCAUCCGAGGUGACCCGGGUGACUCGGGACAGGACAGCCAGCAGAGGGGACCCAAAGGAGAGACGGGAGACAUCGGCCCCAUGGGUCUCCCGGGGAGAGAUGGCGUGGCCGGAAGUCCGGGGGAAACCGGGAAGGACGGCGGCUUUGGCCGAAGGGGACCCGCGGGAGCUAAGGGCAACAGAGGCGGUGCUGGCCAGGUGGGCUUCCCGGGAGAGCAGGGGACCAGAGGUGCACAGGGUCCCCCCGGCCCCAUCGGACCUCCGGGCCAGGUUGGGGAGCAAGGCAUCCCUGGACCCCGGGGAGCUGGAGGAACAGCUGGGGCUCCCGGAGAACGCGGCAGAACAGGGCCCUUCGGAAGGAAGGGUGAGCCUGGAGAGCCAGGACCCAAGGGAGGACUGGGGAACCGUGGCACUCUCGGGGAGACGGGAGAUGACGGGCGAGAUGGAGUAGGCAGCGAAGGUCACAGAGGCAAAAAAGGAGAAAGAGGAUUCCCGGGCUACCCAGGACCGAAGGGUAUGCCUGGUGAGCCUGGAAUGGACGGAGCACCGGGACCCAAAGGCGUCAGAGGGCGAAGGGGAAAUUCAGGACCUCCUGGGACAGGAGGACAGAAGGGAGACCCCGGCUUCCCUGGGCCAUCCGGUCACAAGGGCAUCCGCGGUGACUCCAUCGAUCAAUGUGCCCUUAUCCAAAGCAUCAAGGACAAAUGCCCUUGCUGCUAUGGGCCCCUGGAGUGCCCCGUCUUCCCCACGGAGCUGGCCUUCGCCCUGGACACGUCUGAGGGCGUCACCCAAGAUGCCUUUAGCCUCAUGCGAGACGUUGUCUUGAGCCUUGUGGGCGACUUGGCCAUUGCCGAGAGCAACUGCCCGAGGGGGGCCCGUGUGGCCGUGGUCACCUACAACAACGAGGUGACCACGGAGAUCCGGUUUUCGGACUCCAGGAAGAAGUCAGCCCUGCUGGACAGCAUUAAGAACCUUCAGGUGGCCCUGACUUCCAAGCAGCAGAGUCUGGAGACUGCCAUGUCCUUUGUGGCCAGAAACACGUUUAAGCGUGUGCGGAACGGGUUCCUGAUGAGGAAGGUGGCCGUUUUCUUCAGCAACAGGCCCACGAGGGCAACCCCACAGCUGCGCCAGGCGGUGCUCAAGCUGUGGGAUGCGGGCAUCACACCUCUGUUCCUCACCAGCCAGGAGGACCGGCAGCUCGUCAACGCCUUGCAGAUCAACAACACUGCCGUGGGCCACGUGCUUGUCCUGCCCACGAGAAGGGACCUCACGGACUUCCUGAAGAACGUCCUCACGUGCCACGUGUGCCUGGACAUCUGCAACAUCCAACCGUCCUGCGGGUUUGGCAGCUGGCGGCCUUCCUUCCGGGACAGGAGAGCCGCAGGCAGCGAUGCGGACCUGGACCUGGUGUUCCUCCUGGACAGCGAGGAGACAACCAGCCUGUUCCAGUUCAACGAGAUGAAGAAGUACAUUGGCUACGUGGUCAGGCAGCUGGAGCUGAGCCCCGACCCCGGGGCCUCCCAGCACUUGAGCAGGGUGGCUGUGGUGCAGCACGCACCCUACGAGUCCCUGGGCAACGCCAGCGCGCCGCCCGUGAGGGUGGGGCUGUCACUGACGGACUUCGGCUCCAAGGAGAGGCUGCUGGAGUUCUUGGGCCGUGGAGUGGUGCAGCUGCAGGGAGGCAGGGCCCUGGGCCGUGCCGUCGAAUACACCGUCCAGCACGUGUUCGAGAGCGCGCCCAACCCGCGGGACCUGAAGGUCCUGGUGCUGAUGCUGACCGGGGAGGUGCCGGAGCAGGAGCUGGAGGAGGCCCGCAGAGCCGUCCUGCAGGCCAAGUGCAGGGGCUACUUCUUUGUGGUCCUGGGCAUUGGCCGGAAGGUGAACGUCAAGGAGGUGUACGGCUUCGCCAGUGAACCCAACGACGUCUUCUUCAAACUCAUGGAUAAGUCGAGCGAGCUCAACGAGGAGCCGCUGAUGCGCUUCGGGAGGCUUUUGCCGUCCUUCGUUGGCAGUGAGAAUGCUUUUCACUUGUCCCCAGACGUAAAACAAUGUGAUUGGCUCCAAGGGGACCAACCAGCAAAGAAUGGUGUGAAGUUUGGUCACAAACAAGUAAACAUUCCGAAUAACAUUACUUCAAAUACUACAACCAAACCAGUGACAACAAAACCGGUGACCACCACCACAAAACCAGCAACUGUUGUAAAUCUGCCGCCUGCUAAGCCAGCUGCUGGGAACCCGGCUGCCGCAAAGCCUGUGGCUGCCCAGCCUGUGGGCACCAACACAGCCACAGGCAGACCUGGGGUGGUGGUGAAGCCAGUGGCCGCAGCAAAACCUGCAGCAGCAAAGCCAGCAGCUGUGAGACCCCCUCUCCCUCCUGCAAGGGUAGCAUCCACCAAGCCAGAGGCCGCCAGGACACCAGCCAAACCAGCUGCUGCCACCAAGCCAGAGGCUCUCAGGCCACAGGCCAAACCAGCAGCCCCCAGGCCAGCUGCUGCUAAUCCUGCAGUGAAGGUGGUGCCCGAAGUCCAGGUGUCCGAGGUCACAGAGAACAGCGCCAGACUCCGCUGGAAGAGGCCCGAGGCCCCUGGCUCUUACUUUUAUGACCUCACUGUCACCUCGGCCCAGGACCAGUCCCUGGUUCUCAGGCAGAACCUCACGGUCACGGAGCGUGUCAUCGGGGGCCUGCGGGCCGGACAGACAUACUACGCGGCGGUUGUCUGCUACCUGAGGUCGCAGGUCCAAGCCGUGUUCCGCGGAACCUUCAGCACAAAGAAAACUCAGCCUCCACCUCCAUCGCUAGCGAGGUCAGCUUCCAGUUCAAGCAUCAACCUAAUGGUGAAAACUGAGCCAUUGGCUUUUACCAAAACAGAUAUCUGUAAGCUGCCCAAAGACGACGGGACGUGCAGGGAAUUUAAGCUGAAGUGGUUCUACGACGCGAAGACAGAGAGCUGUGCGAGGUUCUGGUAUGGAGGCUGUGGUGGGAACGAAAACAGAUUUGACUCCCAGCAGGAAUGUGAAAAGGUUUGCGCUUCUGGCUCAUUGCUCCCCAAACCCGGAGUCGUCAAUGUGAUGGGAACCUAGGCGUGGCUGGCCCAACACAUACCUCUGGGAGAAGAAGGAGGCAGCCAUUUGCAACUCUUCAUCUUUGAAUCUGUAGAAGGUCCGGGGAGAUUCCCUGGCUCUGUGCCAUUUUGUGCUUCAAUUGACACCCGGACCCAGAGGAAGUCUUCUUCCGCACGACCUAUCAAUUUGGUGCUAAGCGUGUCUGUGGGCCCCUCGCUCUGUCUCCAGGCAGUUAUCCCGUAUACUUUGAGUGUUGUGGGAUAGUUAGCCACUCCGGUGUGGAUGUGAACACCCCCGUAAGCUCCAGGCUGUCUGGAGUUUCUAUUUUGCCUUUCCCGGGCAAUGCCCUGAUGUCCAGCUGCUCUGUAUACUUUCGCUUGGUUCAUCCCCCCUUAGUUAAGCACGACUUUAGAUGGAGAAACAAGAGUCUGCACUUUCAUUCCCCCACCCCAAUUUCCUGGAUGAGACGUUGGGCUAAUUUUCUUUUUCUAAAUCCUCUAACAAAGGAUCUAGUUAGGAGGAAGCAACAUCCCUCGACCUGUGUGCACUGUUGGGACCAAUGCCUUAAUUAAAGAAUUCAAAGAAAGCCGUAAGAGAGAA